Heterotrigona itama is the source of this 4053-nucleotide messenger RNA. NCBI's taxonomy places the organism in Eukaryota, Metazoa, Arthropoda, Insecta, Hymenoptera, Apidae. The record is from the annotation of a GenBank genome assembly.
AUGGAUCAACGAGAAUUUCUUUUCUCUUCAGUGGCCCGAGUGGCUGUCGACGAGAGCGUGUGGAAAUAUGGACCAGAAUACGUAUUUGACGUAGAGAUGAACAUCACCUCGACUCCGAUCAAUCACGACAACGUUCAAACGUCGAACUGCACAGCUAUGAACCUGUUCUGCAGGCCAACGGGAGCGGAUGGGCUAAAUUGCCACUUGGGGAACGUCAGACGACAAAGCAUGGACAUCAUGAACGACAAUACAAUCAAAAUAUCCGAGCAACAACUGAAACAGCCGGCCAACAAAGAACUAAAAUUCGAGAUCAAAUUCAACGAUUACGGCGUCGACCACUUGAUAGUGGACGAUCGAAACGAAAUUGAGGAUCUGAAUGACAUUAAACUGAUCGCCGAACGGCUUAACAUCGGAGCGAAUUUGAACGGCGUGCCUGACGGUACGUUCGACAUUUUGGAGAACACGACGAUCGGACAGUGCGAGGUCACGGUUGGCAUAAAUCACUAUCUGUCGAAGAGAAUGAUGAACAAGAUAAAGAACAACAGAUACGAGCUGGAAUCUCUGCCGCAAUUGAACAAAGUCCCCAGCGAGACCAUAUUGAUCCAGAAAACGACCAAUUUGAAUAAUUGCAGCUAUUACGCCUCCUUCUACUUUGGAUCCUACGGUACCAAUAUCGUGGUCGAAGCGGCUCUCAAUUCGCAUCUAAUCAAACACUACGAUGAUUCUUCAUUCUGCUUCCAGGUGAGUUCCACCAGUCGUAUCCUCGUCAGCGACUACCAAUUCAUCUCGUCGAUGACAAGGACGGGUACAAUGGGCACGGACCAAAAGAAGAACAUGUCAUCUAUAGUACAAUCCCUAAAUUUGUCUCUGCGAGACAUUCGAGCAGCCAAGCGGGAAUUGACUGAAAUUCCUGAGGCGUCGAUAACUAAAGCAGGAGGAGGAAAAGGCUCAAGUAAAACGGAAGAAAGAAGCCGUUGAGAAAGAAGAACGGGAGAAACGUGAAAAAGAGCGACGAGAUAGACGAGAUGGCAGUAAUACUAAGGAUGAUCAAGACGGCGAUCCUGGUAGUCCCACAUCCCAUAAGGGUCGCAGUAGUAGUACUGGGAGUAGUAGAAGAGACAAAAGACGAUCCAAAUCUAGGUCUAAGGAACGAGAUAGGGAUCGUCAGAGAAGCGACAGAGAUCGUGAUAGAGAUAGAGAUCGAGAAAGAGAUAGAGAAAGAGAACGAGAAAGAGAUCGUGACCGUGAAAGAGAACGUGAACGUGAACGUGAAAGAGACAGAGAAAGGGAAAGAGACAGAGAACGAGAAAGAGAACGUGAAAGAGAAGAAGCGAGAAAAACUGAAAGAGAAAUUAUGCGUGAAAGAGAAGAGGAAGAAGAAGCGAAAGAGAGAAAAAAAAACGAAAGAAGAGCGAGAGAAAAAGAAGCAGCUUAUCAAGAACGUUUGAGAGCAUGGGAGACGAGGGAACGUCGUAAGCAAAAGGAAUAUGAGAAAGAAGCGGAAAAACGCAGGGUAAAACGAGAAGCGAGAGAAAGAGAAGCGAAACGCUUGAAAGAAUUUCUCGAAGACUAUGAUGAUGAAAGAGACGAUGCCAAAUAUUACAAAGGCAAAGAACUUUCACGUCGUCUAGAAGAGAGAGCACUUGAAGCAGAAGCCGAUUCACGGGAUCGUUGUGCCGAGCGUCAAGAACUUCAACGUCUUCGCGAUAAACUUUAUGCUGAUGCUUCUCAUCCAGAUCCAGCGGCUGAAUUUGAAAGGUUAAAAGCUGAACGGGAGGAACAGUAUAAACCUAAACCCGUUAUCACGAUAAUAGACGAAGAAGAUGAAAAAGUAGUGAAAAAAGAAAAAGAAAUUAUGCCACCUAUAGAAACUGAACCAAUUGAAAGUGAUAGUGAUGAAUGCGUGCAAUUUGAUGAUGUUUCUCAAUCAGAAGCACCAUCUAGGACACCACCGAGACAUCAUCAUCAUCACCGAAGACAUCAUCGUCAUCAUCAGAAUCAUCAUCGUGAAGGCGAAGAACCUGAGGAAGUUGUAGAAACUGAUAGAGAAAGUGUAAAGGGUACGAGAUCGUCACCUUCUCAUCAAACAGUAACAACACCAGUUCAAUCUGUUCCACCUACAUUAGAUGAAGAUUCGCGAAUGUCUCUUGUUAGCGAACCAGAAAAAACGGGUAGUAGUAACUUUGUACCGUUCGCCAUGGGAAGCGCAGGUAAUCGUGGUAGUGAUCAUGGUAUUGGUAAUAAAACUCCUGCUAGUCCAAGCACAGCUAUUAAUGUUAGUUCACAACAAACGAAUCAGAAUAAAAGGAAAGGUCGAAUCGAUGUGAAAGACGUAUUCAAUAACGACGACGAUGACGAUAAUGCUAAUAACGCAAAGAAGCGCAAACUAGUUCCUUUAGAUUACGGCGAAGAGAAAAAGAAAAAAUCUACUGAAGAAGCUCCUAAACCUGGAAAAGAAGAAAGUACAAAAAGUCAAGAAGAGAAAAGAAAACACAUAAAGUCUCUUAUUGACAAAAUACCUACAGAUAAAAAUGCUUUAUUUGGAUAUCAACUUGAUUGGGCAGUAAUAGAUAAUACGUUAAUGGAUAAAAGGAUAAGGCCGUGGAUUAAUAAAAAAAUUAUUGAAUACAUUGGAGAGCCUGAACCUACAUUAGUAGAUUUUAUUUGUAGUAAAGUAAUGGCUAGCAGUUCGCCUCAAGGCAUACUCGAUGAUGUACAGAUGGUAAAUAAUUUUUAUUUUAUCAUUAAUAUGAACUAAUAACUGAUAGAUUUUAUAACGUUAUAUAUUAUAGGUAUUGGAUGAAGAAGCUGAAGUUUUUGUAGUCAAAAUGUGGAGGUUAUUAAUUUACGAAGUGGAAGCUAAAAAAAUGGGCUUAGUUAAAUAAAUUAAAAAUCAAUUAAAGUACUAAUCGACUUAAAAAUUUAUACUACACAUCAAAUUCCUUUGGUUAAAUUGUAUUAUUAGGUUAUAUAUCCCAAUACAUGAUUACUUAUGUAUAAUUUGUAGGAUUGCUAGAUAUGAUGUUGUUUAAUUGAUAGGUAAACUAAAUGUGUAGCAAUUGAAAUGUUAAAUACAAAUUGUAAUUACGAUUUAUAAUAUUUGAGUUGUAUUUUUUCAAAUUUGUUUAUUCAUAGUUUUACAAAGAGGUCUUUUAACAUGUUUAUAAAUAAUACAUCUUUUUACAUUUUUUAAGAAGCUUAAUGAAUUCAAUUUUAAUGAUUACAUAAUUCUAUAAAUUAUGUGUUUUCAAAAUUUGUAAAUAGAUGCAGUAAAAAUAAUUAAUUGUUACAUAUUACAUAUUACAUAUAUACAUUGUAAGAUCUCUGUUUUCUAUUAUUGUUUCAUGUCAAAUUAAUUUAGUAUUAAGCUAGUUAUUAAAAAGUGCAUAGUGAUGUCUUGUAUUGAUCAACAAUUAUGAUAUUAAAGAAUACUUUUUAUUGUAAUGUAAAUGGAGAAAAGUUAUAAAUUUUUACAGAAAUUAUUUACGCGAAGGUAUGUAUGAACUGAAUUUUUUUAAAAGAGGUAAGUAGUAACAAAUGUUAAUGAUAAAGUUUGAGCUUAUAUCAAACUAUUAUUGUAUUAAUUAAGUAAUAAACAUAUCUUUGUUUUCUAUUUCUUUCUCAUUACAUUAUAGUUUCAUACAUUAAGUAAAUUCACGUUAGGAAGAUCUAAUAAUUUUUUUACUAAUUUUAAAUUGAUGACUUGGCUCUUUUAAAAAUACUAGUUUAAGUAUGACUUUUGAUCAUGUUACAUGGAUCUGAAAUUAUAUGUGUUAGACUCAGCCUAUAAAAUUUCAUUAAAAUCACUUUAUCGAGAAAUUAAAAGAUUUAAGAAAUCUUUUACUAAAUGCACCGAACUCGAUGAAAAUCUGUAAUUUCAAUCUCUUAAAGAUUUCGUAUUUCCACUUGCCAAACAUGGUAUUUCAAGAUUCGAUUGUUAAAUCGAGUCGAAGGAAGAAAGGAAAGUGAUAACCGUACCCAGAAAGGAAACGACUGGCUACAAUUAUGAAUUCUAUUUUGCAGGUGCUAAAGGCGAGUACGUGUAAUCUGUAG